GCCUGGGGCGGGGCUUGGCGGAGGAAACUGAGGCAAGAGCGAAGUCCCCGAUGAGCCGCGAGGUUACCCCCGGUGGAGCCGCCCCCAGAGGGGUCCCCGGGCUCCGGACCCCCAGCCUGAAUCUUCGGGGCGCCCGUCUUGCUGAGGACCUGGGAGGCGGGGCCUGGAACUCCAGAACUUCAGGGUCCGAGGGAGGAGGGACUUGGGGGGUCUGGCCUCUCGGUCCUGGCUGGGUCAGCAUGCGCCCCCCUGCGCACCCCAGCUCCCCAUUGGGCAUCUCGCAGCCGGGGCAGGCAGCCGCUCCAGGUGGUCGCCCCCUUCCUCUCCUGAGAUGUCAGGAAGGAGGGGGCCGCCCGCGUCCCCCACAGGGGCCCCCUGGAGCCUGGGGGCCCCCAGCCCGGGAGCUCGGAGGCGGAGGAGGUGCUGACAGGUGCUCAGCGAGAUGCUGCCUCACCCUUCAUGGUCCCUCCCCAUCCUCCUCCUUUGCCUCCUCCCCAGUGUCCCAGUGGAACCCCAUCCCCCACCCUCUCCGCUGCCCCCAUUUCCAGCCCCUGAGUGGGACCUCCUGUCCCCACGAGUGGUGCUCUCCAGAGGUGCCCCCGCAGGCCCCCCGCUGCUCUUCCUCCUGGAGACUGGGGCCUUCGGGGAGCCACCCGGCAGCCCGGCUAACCGCAGCCGGCGAGGAGUGAGCGAGACAGCACCAGCAAGUCGCCGGGGAGAGCUGGCUGUGUGCGACGCAGUGAGCAGCUGGGUGACGGACCGGCGGACAGCUGUGGACUUGCGUGGGCGGGAGGUAGAGGUUCUGGGCGAGGUGCCCGCAGCGGGCGGCAGUCCGCUUCGCCAGUACUUCUUUGAGACCCGCUGCAAGGCUGACAACACUGGGGAAGAUGGCCCUGGUGCAGGCGGAGGGGGCUGCCGGGGCGUGGACCGGAGGCACUGGGUGUCCGAGUGUAAGGCCAAGCAGUCCUACGUGCGGGCAUUGACCACUGACGCUCAGGGCCGUGUGGGCUGGCGAUGGAUUCGAAUCGACACUGCCUGCGUCUGCACACUCCUCAGCCGGACCGGGCGCGCCUGAGGCCUCUGCGCAGGAACUGGGCAAGCAGAGGAAGAAGAGAGCUGGAUGCUGAGGGACCUCAGGGGCUGCUCUGGGCCUCAUGGUGGGAACUUGUUAAGUCGUCGCAAAGUCAGCUCAAUCUGUACAAGACAGGUGGUAAAACCGGGUGGGGUUUUGAAGGAUGAAUAGGAGUUCUCCUGCGAACUCCAGGGUGGAUGAUGAUGAUGAUAGCCUAUAUUUUCCGAGUGCCUACUGUUUAAGACCUCUAAUACACAACUUGUCAGAUCAA
Molecule: messenger RNA, 1343 nt
Organism: Myotis myotis
Lineage: Eukaryota; Metazoa; Chordata; Mammalia; Chiroptera; Vespertilionidae
Gene: NTF4
Product: neurotrophin 4
Exons: 3
Coding region: 443-1075 (210 amino acids)
Biological process (GO): regulation of neuron differentiation; cell surface receptor protein tyrosine kinase signaling pathway; negative regulation of neuron apoptotic process
Cellular component (GO): extracellular region
Molecular function (GO): growth factor activity; nerve growth factor receptor binding
Source: RefSeq, a predicted model, not a curated record